UCAGCUUGACGGCUUGACCACAAAUGGCGUGUUCCGUUUCAAACAAAAACGAUGGCGUUGGCGACCGCCGGUCCCCAUCUCAGUGCUUCUGAAUUCUAAUGUUUCCUUUUGCAUUUUCUUUCUAAAAUUGUUCCGAAUAUGGAGCUUUUCCGUUUUUGUUGUAGAAUGACCCCCGCCGUGCCGAUUUUGGAUUUUAAUGAUCGUCUUUUCGCUAGUUGAGGGAGGUUUUGACAGCUGAAUAAGAACUUGAGGAGCACCAAAGAGGAGAUGAAAGAGGGGUCAACAGGGUUGGCUAUUGGAAUUUCGAUAGGAGUGGUGAUUGGAGCUCUUUUGGCGAUUCUUGCUCUAUUCUGCUUUAGAUAUCAUAGGAAGCGGUUGCAGAUUGGUAAAAGCAGUUCCAGGACAGCAGCAAAUGUUCCCAUUCGAACAAAUGGAGCUGAUUCUUGUACUAUUCUAUCAGACUCCGGAGUGGGUCCAGAAUCACCAGUGAAGUUCAGCCGAAAUGGCAUAUCCUCAUGGCUUGACAGAUUCAAGAGAAGCAGUGUGAUCUCGGCAUCUGGGAUGCCUGAAUAUUCUGUAAAGGAUCUGCAAAAGGCAACCGGCAAUUUUACAAGUGUAAUAGGACAAGGGGCAUUUGGUUCCGUUUAUAAAGCUACUUUGCCAUCUGGUGAGACUGUUGCUGUGAAAGUGCUCGCAACCAAUUCUAAACAAGGAGAAAAAGAAUUCCAGACAGAGGUGAUGUUAUUGGGAAGAUUGCAUCAUAGAAACCUCGUGAAUAUGGUUGGAUACUGUGCUGAAAGAGGCGAACAUAUGCUUGUGUAUGUCUACAUGAGUAAAGGCAGCCUAGCUUCUCACUUGUAUAGUGAUCAGAAUGGACUACUGAGUUGGUAUAUGAGAGUUUGUUUAGCUUUAGAUGUAGCAAGGGGUUUGGAGUAUCUCCAUGAUGGGGCAGUUCCUCCAGUAAUUCACCGGGAUAUCAAAUCAGCCAACAUUUUGUUGGAUCAGUCCAUGAGAGCAAGGGUUGCUGAUUUUGGGCUUUCAAGAGAAGAGAUGGUAGACAGUCGAGCAGCUAACAUCAGAGGAACUUUUGGAUAUCUCGAUCCUGAAUACGUAUCUUCGAGGGCUUUCAACGAGAAAAGCGAUGUUUAUAGCUUCGGAGUAUUACUUUUUGAGAUUAUAGCUGGCAGAAAUCCUCAACAGGGCCUUAUGGAAUAUCUUGAGCUUGCUGCUAUGAAUUCUGAUGGUAAAGUUGGGUGGGAAGAACUUGUUGAUUCCCGUCUCGACAGAAAUUUCGAUGUUCAAGAGCUGAACGAAGUUGCAGCUCUUGCAUACAAAUGCGUUAACCAUGUCCAGAAAAAGCGACCUUCAAUGAGAGACAAUGUACAAGUUUUGUCCCGAAUCCUAAAACAAAGGAAGAACAACAGACGUAACCUAAAUACGGAGUCAACAACAACGGAUGAAGUCGCCAUUGAUAUUGAUCAACUACACCUGAAUCAUGUGAAGUAUAGAAAAUGGUUCUUGGUUCAUUUCUUUUAUUCUUCUUUAUAUUGACAGUGCUUUUCUCAACAUACCAAGAAAGAAAAUUAGCCGAAGUUAACAAGAAUGUAAUAUAGUUAUUAUUUUUUUUUUAAUUCCUUUUGAUGUUUGUUAAUUGAGGCAUCGCCAAUGAAAGUAG
Molecule: messenger RNA, 1675 nt
Organism: Cucurbita maxima (winter squash)
Lineage: Eukaryota; Viridiplantae; Streptophyta; Magnoliopsida; Cucurbitales; Cucurbitaceae
Product: calcium/calmodulin-regulated receptor-like kinase 1
Exons: 9
Coding region: 268-1551 (427 amino acids)
Biological process (GO): protein phosphorylation
Molecular function (GO): protein kinase activity; ATP binding
Source: RefSeq, a predicted model, not a curated record